Molecule: messenger RNA, 1356 nt
Organism: Trichomycterus rosablanca
Lineage: Eukaryota; Metazoa; Chordata; Actinopteri; Siluriformes; Trichomycteridae
Gene: onecutl
Product: one cut domain, family member, like
Exons: 2
Coding region: 1-1356 (451 amino acids)
Biological process (GO): regulation of transcription by RNA polymerase II
Cellular component (GO): nucleus
Molecular function (GO): RNA polymerase II cis-regulatory region sequence-specific DNA binding; DNA-binding transcription factor activity, RNA polymerase II-specific
Source: RefSeq, a predicted model, not a curated record
AUGAAUGGGAAUAUGGGAGAGGUCUCAGUACACAGCCAUGUGGAGCUUGCACACAGUCAGGACAGUCGGAUGCUCCACGCGCGAGACAUCUCGGCCGCCUUCCCACGUCCUGCUUUGGGAAGCCCUCCGAUGGGCUUGGAACAUGAGCACAGAAGCCCUGGAUAUGAGCACAGUAUGUCAACAUUGGGCUAUGGCAGGGAGAGCCCUUCUAACACCUAUACCACACUGACCCCCUUGCAGCCAUUCGAUGACAAGUUUCACCAUCAUCACCACCAUCCGUGUUUGCCCGUCAGCAACGUGAUUGGUAGCUUUACACUUAUGCGAGAGGAUAGGGGCCUUGGGGGAAACUUUUAUAACCCCUACAGCAAAGACUUGGGCAUGGCACAAACUUUAUCUCCACCGCUGGGUAGCUCAGGCCUGGAGCCAACCAUGCACGGCUAUGGCUCUUUAGGGAGCCAGAAUGGACACAGCAACCAGAUGUUAGCAGCCAGCCAUGAGGUCCAUAUGGGCAGCAACGGGGGUAACCUAUUCUGCAGAACAGCAGACUUUGGAAGGGAAAUGUCACCACCCGCUUUGGUGGGGGACCAUGGGGUCAGCCACCAUCUGAACAAGAUGGACAGCCACCCACAACAUAUACCGACCUACCACCCCCAUCUUUAUGCCCAGAGCUACCAGCACCAUCAUUACAACCAACAGGCCUCAAAGCUGGGGGAGCUCGCUGUCUCUUCCUCCUCUUCUUCCCCCUCUUCUCAUUCCGCUCUGUCUAGAGAGGGCAUGUUGGCCAGCUCUCAGAGCAGCAGCGCAGGUGAGGAGAUCAACACCAAAGAUGUGGCGCAGAGGAUCAUUACAGAGCUGAAAAGGUACAGCAUCCCACAGGCCAUCUUUGCAGAAAGGGUGCUAUGCCGCUCUCAGGGCACGCUGUCUGACCUGCUGCGCAACCCCAAGCCCUGGAGCAAGCUCAAGUCCGGCCGGGAGACCUUCAAAAGAAUGUCUCGCUGGUUGCAAGAACCAGAAUUUCAAAGGAUGGCAUCAUUGCGACUGGAAGCUUGUAAACGUAAAGAGCUGGAGCAGUCAAAGCAGGAGAGGAACAAGGGACCAAAGAGAACUCGGCUGGUCUUCACAGACCUGCAGCGUCGUACCCUGAUGGCCAUCUUCAGAGAAAACCAGCGGCCUGCGAAGGAGCUGCAGGUGACCAUCGCGCAGCAGCUGGGCCUCGAGCACUCCACCGUCAGCAACUUCUUCAUGAAUGCUCGCCGAAGAAACAUCAACCGCUGGAGCGAGGAGGGCCGUCCAUCCUCCACCGGCUCCUCCGGGUCCAGUACCUCCUCCCCUACCGUAUCCUGCACCACAGCAUAA